AAUCUCGUCGUUGAAUCGUUCCACUAAAGCAUGGCUGAACCAUGUUCCUUCGAGUCAAACACAGGACCAACUAAUCGAGACGAGCUGCAGUAUUGUGCCGCCAAUUUCAACCACCUCUGCCGGCUAUGUCUGUCCAACGAUCGGCUUGUGUCCAUUUUUUCAAACGUGCAGGGUCGAAAUGUAUACUACGUCCGGCAAUACGUAAAGUUUGCACUGGAUCUGUUAACUAUCAAGAUCAACAAGCACGAUACGAUGCCAAACUUUCUCUGUGAGCGCUGUGAACGCAACCUCUACAUCAUCGCAAAGUUUAAAAAGAAAUGUGACGAUUCGUUACGUAUUCUGCGCCGUGUGAGCGACAGCAUCAAGGCAGCCAAGAAGGUAGAGCCCAUGGUUACGGAUACUACCGGUCGAAAUAGGCAGAGGAAAAGGAAGUCCAUGAAGACCAAAUCACCCGCAGCCCAACAACAGGAGUAUAUUGACAUUUUACAAAAGUUACCUCAAGGGAUAAACGUAGGAAAAAUAAAAAAGGACCAAACCAUCGAUGUCGUGAAGGAAGAUGAAAAGAAUAAUCAGGCGUCCAACGAAUCAGCUUGUAAAAAAUCGUUCCACAGCUCCAUAGAAGUGCACGUGUUGAAGGAGGAAGUUCUGCCGGAAGACGAAGAGCAACAGGAACAGCACCUUAUCGAAAGGCCUUUCGAUGACCUUGGCGAUAGUGACCUGGGCGAAUUCGAACAGGAUGAUGACUGGGUUCCUAUGGUACCGGAUGACACGAGGACCUAUCGUCCCAGUGCUUACCACGAAGAUCAAACAGUAGCACUAGAAGAAGAAGAAGGGCACGAGGAUGAAGAAGAAGUACCCGACUAUGACGAAGACAAACUUGAAUGGGAACAAUGUGCGCCAACACGGAAGUACAGUACACGCCGCAGCACCCGAGAGCGUGAAGAGGCGGACGGCGUGAAGGCAUCGAAGGCAAAGAUCGUCUGUUCGGUGUGUGGGUCAAUGGUGAACAAUAUCAAAACGCACAUGACCAUCCACAGUGAGGUGCGACCACAUCAGUGUGAGCAGUGCCCGAAAAGCUUCACCUCGCGCCACAAACUACAAUCGCACACCAACAGCGUGCACCUGCGGAGGCGCGACUUCAAGUGUGAGGUGUGCGGAAAGGCGUUCCUGGAGAAGAACAAUCUGAAGGGUCACUUGCGUAUCCACAUUGGGGAACGGAAAUACCGUUGCGACCUGUGUCCGAAGACGUUUCUGUUCGCAGGUACGCUCCGAUGCCACAAGUUGACACAUACGCAAGAGAAAACGCACGCCUGUCAGGUGUGCGGGAAGCUGUUCCUGAUGCGUACCACGCUCAACAAGCAUCUGCGCGUGCACAAUGAUGAGCGGCCGCACCAGUGCGAUGUUUGUGAUAAACGAUUUCGUACGGCCACACACAAGGUCGUGCACAUGCGAACCCACACCGGCGAGAAGCCACUGGUGUGUCGCAUCUGCGGGAUGGGAUUUGCCCAGCACAAGGCUCGUAGUGUGCACUUGAAAACGAAACACCUCGACCAGCUGGUGGCACUGAAUUUGAUCGACGAGAAGGGCCACUUGAAGGUUUAAGAAAACUUUUAAAGAUUUGAGAUAGAUCUACUGAAGUAGUGCUACAAAGCUGCAAAGAUACAAAGACGAUGUCACAUUAUGCAAACACCAAACUAGCAAUUACUAAUGAUGCAUUGCACCAUUACUGAUUACCAGAAAUUGAUAGUUUUUUUUAUGAUGACUUCCAAGCGAGAUGCUUUGUCUAUACUCGCUGAGUGGAAGUGUUUUGUCACUAAAGAAACAACACGCAAAAAGUUGUAACUACGUAACAAGCAAUUUUACUUAGUAAAGUAAAAUACAUAUUUGAGCGGCUGAUCCAAAGAUUUGGAAAGCGUAUUGUAGAAAAUAAAAACAU
Anopheles cruzii is the source of this 1936-nucleotide messenger RNA. Its product is annotated as zinc finger protein 226-like. The transcript has 3 exons. The record is from RefSeq and is a predicted model, not a curated record. NCBI's taxonomy places the organism in Eukaryota, Metazoa, Arthropoda, Insecta, Diptera, Culicidae. Gene Ontology annotation, cellular component: nucleus. The coding region runs from base 31 to 1602 and encodes 523 amino acids. Gene Ontology annotation, molecular function: zinc ion binding; DNA-binding transcription factor activity, RNA polymerase II-specific; RNA polymerase II cis-regulatory region sequence-specific DNA binding. Gene Ontology annotation, biological process: regulation of DNA-templated transcription.